AUGCUAGUUUGCACCCCCCUGUCCCUCACAUCCGUCCUCAUCGUCCCCAACGCAGCUGCCGCCCCCCAGGCUGUGCUCACCCUCCUCGGCUUCACCGCGGCGGGCGUCAAGGCCGGCACGUUUCCGUUUUCACCGCCUACUUCUACGGCGGGGCCGCGCGCCUUUGCACAGUCUGCCGGCGCGGCGGGCAUCAGCGGCUGGUUCAUGGGCAUGCUUGGCUCUGCGGGCUGCGGCACCAUGGAGCUCGCGCGCGUCGACACCUCGGGCCUCCGCUGUCUCUGUAAUGCGACUUGCCUGUUCGCUGGCGGCAUGCUGUCCUACUCCGUGUGUGACGGCGAGGGCCUCGUGCCCACGCUCUACUUCUACACCCCCUAG
Messenger RNA from Vanrija pseudolonga, 375 nucleotides. RefSeq lists its product as uncharacterized. NCBI's taxonomy places the organism in Eukaryota, Fungi, Basidiomycota, Tremellomycetes, Trichosporonales, Trichosporonaceae. Bases 1 to 375 code for a protein of 124 amino acids. The record is from RefSeq and is a predicted model, not a curated record. The transcript has 3 exons.